AUGAUGACGUGCCGUCUGCUGUGCGCCCUGUUGGUGCUUGUCCUGUGCUGCUGUCCGUCCGUGUGUGCGACGCAGAGUGAAGAUCCAGCUGGUAAAUCUGGUUCAAAGGAUGACGAGAAAGGGGAACCAAGUGAGGGGACGGAUUCACCUGAUGCAGCUCAUCCUUCGCCACAGACAAAAGAGGAGAAAAAAGAAGAAAUUAAGGGGAGGAAUGAGGUACAGGAACCAAAUACGGCGACUCAUACGUCACAGGAAACGGCUACAGUAACCGAAACGGCAGAGUCACAAAAUACUUCCAGUAUUACACAGGAAAAAGAUGGUGGGGAGUCUAAUGGACGGACAGAACAUACGAAUGCCGUUACGGCAAAUGAACAACAUAAGGAAUCUAAUGCACCAACCACGACGACCACUACAAGAACGACAACGACCACAACGACCACUACUACGACAAGCACGACGACGACCACUGCGCCGGAGACGCCAAAUACAACGACUACAGAGGCACCAACCACGACCACCACCCGCGCACCGUCACGUCUGCGCGAAGUUGACGGCAGCCUCAGCAGCUCUGCGUGGGUGUGUGCCCCGCUGCUGCUCGCCGUAUCCGCGCUGGCGUACACCACUCUGGGCUGA
This is a messenger RNA of Trypanosoma cruzi, 633 nucleotides long. Its product is annotated as mucin TcMUCII, putative. The record is from RefSeq and is a predicted model, not a curated record. Lineage: Eukaryota; Euglenozoa; Kinetoplastea; Trypanosomatida; Trypanosomatidae. Bases 1 to 633 code for a protein of 210 amino acids. The transcript has a single exon.